Molecule: messenger RNA, 1021 nt
Organism: Micromonas commoda
Lineage: Eukaryota; Viridiplantae; Chlorophyta; Mamiellophyceae; Mamiellales; Mamiellaceae
Exons: 7
Coding region: 23-1021 (332 amino acids)
Source: RefSeq, a predicted model, not a curated record
CGAUGUCAUUUUCGACCAUUUGAUGAGUCUUGAUAAAUCACGAACGACGUGGGAUAGUGAAUUCAUCAAUGGUUCGGUGGUUGAGAGCGUUGGUGAAUUCGAUGAGUUGGUUGAAAUAAAGAUGAAGAACCCGUUCACCAUACAAAAUCUUCGGCUCAAACGAAGUUGGAUCAGAGAUCGAGACGGUGGAUUUACCAUCGCACUCGCCAAUGUCGUAGACGCAAAUUCUUCGACAGGUGAACCAGAAGGCCUUUUUGCGGGUUGGAAAGUCGCCCGGAUAACGCCAUCACGUAUGCACGACGGGUCCGCACUUCCACGCUCUCGGCACACAUUAGCUAGACCUUGCUGUUUAGUCACAGAAGCAUCGAGGAUUCACCCCUGCGGCAGACAAAAAAUAAAUUUUGGAAAAAUGGCCGAUUUGGAAGAAGAAUUGUUGGUCUCGCGAUUAAGUGCUCUAAAGCAAUUCUGCGAGUACGCCAUGGAUAUGGAAGCGAAUAGGACUCGGUCUGCCGUGGAUAUCACAGCUGCUGAAAUGGUAGCUCGCGAGCACGGCGACUCUGCAGCAAACAAGGGAUAUCGUUGCUAUGCGCCAUCAUCUGGAUGUGCCUUUAAUUUGUGCGACUCUCAGGGUAAAAACUCCGUACAAGAAGGCUCUCUUGGAAAAGGGAAAUGGCCAUUCGAAACAGGAAUAAAAUCGACAAACUGCUGGUGCUCCCCGGAUGGAGAUGGCUUUCGAGUCCGUGGUUCGAACUACCUGCACGAUGGGAAGAAAGUGCCGGCGGGACAGCCCCUUGCAAAGUUGUUUGCAGUUGACUGGUUUGUUGAUUAUAAGCGCAUGGAUGACGUUUGUUCGAGGCCUGCAGGGACAUGCCAGCGAUACCUAUUGGUUGUUGAUUUGUUCCGUUUCCUCUUCUUCAAAAAUAACAUGGCACUUCUGUCCAGGGAACAAAAUGUGGAUCAAACACCUCUUUUGUGUUCGCUGUCAAUAUACAAGUGCCGGGUGUUCGCCAUUUCUCGAUAA